Messenger RNA from Gigantopelta aegis, 1805 nucleotides. RefSeq names its product tubulin beta chain. The record is from RefSeq and is a predicted model, not a curated record. Gene Ontology annotation, cellular component: cytoplasm; microtubule. Bases 89 to 1429 code for a protein of 446 amino acids. The transcript is spliced from 2 exons. Lineage: Eukaryota; Metazoa; Mollusca; Gastropoda; Neomphalida; Peltospiridae. Gene Ontology annotation, molecular function: structural constituent of cytoskeleton; GTP binding; GTPase activity. Gene Ontology annotation, biological process: mitotic cell cycle; microtubule cytoskeleton organization.
GUCAAAUUUAAAAAAAUCAGUUUGAAAGUGAAGACGAUUUGCGUUCGGACUUUUUAUUAUUUUUAGAGUGGUAAUUUAAAUUAACAAAAUGAGAGAAAUUGUCCACGUGCAAGCCGGCCAGUGUGGUAAUCAAAUAGGUGCCAAAUUCUGGGAAGUUAUUUCAGAUGAACAUGGAAUCGACCCUACAGGAACGUACCACGGGGAUUCGGAUCUGCAACUUGAAAGAAUCAACGUUUAUUACAAUGAAGCCACAGGAGGAAAAUAUGUCCCUAGAGCAAUAUUGGUUGAUUUGGAACCAGGCACAAUGGACUCGGUCAGAUCAGGACCAUUUGGACAGAUUUUCAGGCCUGAUAAUUUUGUUUUUGGACAAAGUGGCGCAGGAAACAACUGGGCUAAGGGACACUACACAGAAGGCGCCGAACUUGUCGAUUCCGUUUUGGACGUGAUCAGAAAAGAGGCAGAAAGUUGCGAUUGUUUGCAAGGAUUUCAGCUGACGCAUUCUCUAGGUGGUGGAACAGGAUCUGGAAUGGGAACAUUGAUCAUUAGCAAAGUUAGAGAAGAAUACCCAGACAGAAUUAUGAAUACGUUCUCCGUUGUUCCAUCUCCAAAGGUAUCAGACACAGUUGUUGAACCAUACAAUGCUACACUAUCAGUCCACCAGUUGGUGGAAAACACAGACGAGACAUACUGCAUUGACAACGAGGCUCUGUAUGAUAUUUGCUUCCGCACACUCAAACUGACAACCCCAACGUAUGGCGAUCUGAACCAUCUGGUAUCUGCUACAAUGUCCGGUGUUACAACCUGUCUUCGUUUCCCUGGUCAGCUGAACGCAGAUCUGCGCAAACUUGCUGUCAACAUGGUGCCUUUCCCACGUCUGCAUUUCUUCAUGCCUGGGUUCGCUCCACUCACGUCGCGUGGAAGCCAGCAGUACAGAGCCCUCACGGUUCCAGAACUCACACAGCAGAUGUUUGAUGCCAAGAACAUGAUGGCCGCCUGUGAUCCACGUCAUGGCCGAUACCUCACUGUUGCUGCCAUCUUCCGUGGCCGCAUGUCCAUGAAGGAGGUUGAUGAGCAGAUGUUGAACGUCCAGAACAAGAACAGCAGCUACUUCGUCGAAUGGAUCCCCAACAAUGUUAAGACCGCCGUCUGUGACAUCCCUCCUCGUGGUCUUAAGAUGUCUGCAACCUUCAUUGGCAACAGCACCGCCAUCCAGGAGCUGUUCAAGCGAAUCUCCGAGCAGUUUACCGCCAUGUUCAGGAGAAAGGCUUUCCUCCACUGGUACACUGGUGAGGGUAUGGAUGAGAUGGAGUUCACUGAGGCAGAGUCCAACAUGAAUGAUCUGGUGUCAGAAUACCAGCAAUACCAGGAUGCCACUGCAGAAGAGGAAGGGGAAUUCGACGAAGAAGAGGAAGAUGCUGAACAGGCUUAAAACGAAAACUGGACUCUUUUUCGUAAAACAAAUCUGGACAACUCGGAACAAUUGUGGGCAGAAUAUUGUCGUUUUAUUUUACUCUUUCUUUUUAUUAUACACUUGGUUUUAAACUUUAAACAUUCAUUCAUUCAUUCAUUGAACUAUUUUGAAAUAUUGAAAAUACAUAUUGAAUUAUAACCAUUUUGAGGUGUAUAACAAAUUUCAUUACAUAAUGUUUAAAAGUUUUAACAUUAUAUAACGUGAAAAAGAGACAACACUGCCAAAAACAAUUUUACUUAAUGAAAUGCAUUUGAAAACUUUGUUUUUUGUUUUUGUUUAUGUGUUGGGUGGGACUGUGGUGAUGGCAAAUAAAACUUUAUUUGUAUAUUCAAAA